CCACAGAUGCAGCCUGAUCUGUAGAGCAAUUUCAUUGCCCCCAGCUCCUGCCUUUCUGCACAUCAACACCAUAUGAUCACAGGAAACAAACCCCAGAUAUGCCGGAACAUUCCUGGCUGUCUGUACAUUUUGUUUCACAGACCCUACACUGAAAACAAUGAACAAGCCUUGAGAUUACAAAUGAUCUUACUAACAAUUUAAGAGACUUUGAAUUUUUGACUUCCUGCCUGCAGGAAGGAAGUGACAGUUGGAAGUGUGGAGAACAGGUGUUACCCCGGACAGCAUGAUAUCUUCUGCUUACUAAAAUAAAAAACACUGCAUCAACAUUCCUACGUGGAAGUGAGUUCUAACCACAAGACUCAGUCUUUCCACCACAGACCCAGCUCCAGAAAACCAGAUCUGUUUCCUACCAGGAAGUUGUUAUACCCAGCAUUAAAGGGCAGAGUAAGGGGCAGAGUUCUUUGAAUUGGUCUUGGAUGAAUCCAAGUCAAGAAUUGGGGGGUAUGAAAAUGUCCCCCUGCGUGUCCUUCCAGUUACUGGCCCUGCAGUUGCCUGGCGGAAUCGUCAGGGGACUUAGAAGGGAAAGAAUCAGGAUUGGCAUAAACUGGUCUCAGCGGAAGGAGACCUUACAGAGCCAUGGCUGUGCAGAAAGGAGUCCUGGAGGCUGUAAUUGGGACCACACAAAAAAAUUGAAGCUCAUGGGCUGAGUGGUCAGAUUGUAUUGGGACAGGUGUGUUUUGUCUGUUGGACUUUGAGCAUCUUUAGGGCAGAAAUCUUCUGUCCUUUCACCUUCACACUCCAGCAUCUAGCAAAGGUGAAGUGCUCAUUUGGAGGUGCUCCCAAGUAGUUUUUGAAAGAAGGCUAUUCAUGGAGACAGUUGUUGUCUUUUAAAUAUUUGAUAUGCUUUCGGACUAAAUAUGGACAGCUCUUAAGACGUCAAUCCUGAAAACAGGUUUCUAACACAUGUCGGUUCCCUCACCAGCAAAAUAAAAAUAUUAAUCUGGGUUACAUAACAAUUAAUGUGCAAGAACAGAUAGUUCAGGUACUAGGAAGAAAUCUGGUUAGGAGGCUGGCAGUGUGAAUCCAAACUCCCUUUCUGAACACUUUGAAGAAAAACAAGGGGUACUUUUCCUUGAUGAGGACCCCGGUUUGGGGUAUCUCUUUUUGCCUGGAUUUGCUUAGAUAAAAAAUCAAGGAUCACAUUACAGUUCUUCUUCUCCUUUAACUCUAAAAUUAUAUGAUUCUGAUGGUUCCACUUAACAAAUGUUAAGUAUUCCAUAAUUUUUGUGUGUGUGCUCAAGUUGGCAAUCCAAGCUACACUGAAAGAUCUGCUUUUUACCAGCGCUGCAAAGCAUAUUCAGAAAUCCAUUUGACUUUGAAUAAUGGACGUGCAAACACAUUAAGUCAUCAUCUCCACCACUGUUCUGUUUCUUUAAGAGACCUCGCUCAGCAAGUUGGAAGAUCAUUGAACCAUAUGAGGGUCAAUAAAAGAAUAAAAGUCACUGAUUAGUGAUUUCAGGACAAGGAACUGGAUCCUCGCUCAGUAUCAGUGUCCAUACGCCACUCACAACCGAAGGGGGAGUGUUUGAUCAUCAGCAGCUAGCCCUUCUCAGGAUGGCUUCUGGAAGACUCAUCAAGCUCCUGAUUUUUGAGCUUCUUGAGUUUGUUGCUUUCGUCACUCCCACGCUGGUGAUCGUGGAACAGUUUGCCACUGCCUAUCAAAAGAAAGCGGGUAGCCCUGGGAAAACGCAUUAUUGGCUGAUUGUUUCCUGUUCCAUUGCCUAUGUGGCUUCUGUGACUCUACUGGUAUGGGUUCCCGUUAAAGUUCUCUUAUACAAGAAGCAUCGCCUUUACAAAAAAAUUAAAGGAUGGAGACCUGUUAUGAUGAUGUGUGUUAUACUCACCACACUUCCCAGCUUCAGCUUUUCUAUCGCAGUGACCGAGGUUCAAAAAAAUAGUAGUGCUUCGACGAAUAGCCUUCCUGAGAAGUUACCUGACCUGCCAGUUUCUCUGGUCCUGACUUCCUUGAUUGUGGUUGAUAUUAUUGAAAAACUCAGGAUAUAUCCUCUUACAGGACGGCUAAAGAGUGAUGACAAUAGUUACAUCAAUACUUUGCAGCAAAUAAAAACUGUGACCGACCAAGUGAAGCAAAAUGAAGAAAGCACUUCCCCUCCGCAGCCAGCCAGGAGGACAGAGGUGUCACUGCCACCGUCAGCAAGGACACAGAACCCCUCUCCAGUUCUGGAGAGACCCCAAGAGCCCUCCUUUCACUCAGGAAUCCUGGGAGCAAUGUCCCGGCAGGAUGAUCGUGCCCAGAUCUUCCUGUGGAGCUUUCUGCUGUGGUCUGACACCAUAGAAAUGGUACGCGUGGCUGGCCACGCCGAUGUGUACAAGUCAGGCUGGCUAUACCCAGUCUACAUAUUUAGUUUUAUUUCUCUCCUUCGAAUUAUAUUAACUCCUCAGAACCCUCUUCUGAAUUCCCUGGGCAUCCUUCUCCAGGAUUUACCCUUUAUUUUUGUUAGACUUAGCUUGGUCAUUGCCCUGGGAACUAUCACACCCAUAUUGGGCCUUUGUAAAAACAUCCUAGUGACUGUCUCUUAUGUGUACUUCAAUUACUUAACCAAAUUCAGGGCUUUCUCUACCUUCGAAACAUCUUCAUUUUAAAGAGAACAUGUAAUAUUGUCAAACCUCUUCAUUAUGCGUGUGUACACACUUGUCAUUUUUUUUCCCCCUGGGGCAAAAGUUUUUGUACUAUGUAAAGAAAUGAGGAAUACAUUGUAGAGAAUACACUUUUUUUUUUUUUUAAGAACUGUAGCAUAUCACUUUUUCAAAAAUGUAUUCAAAUGAUGUUAAAUCUCAGCAAAGUUUUAUUCUUAUGCUAACUCUCCUGGGUCUCUAGAAAAUGUUAGUCAUGUUAGUCCGUUAUGUAUACCACACUUUUUCUCAGAACACUCUCCAUGAAAGCCUUAAAAAAAUUAGAACAUGUUUUUCCACUAAGUUAAUUUCAACCAUGCAUUUGUGAAAAACAAUAUGUAAAAUUUUAAGAUUACCUCAGAUUAUAAUUUUUCGUCAAGUAGUAUUAGGUUCAAAAUGAGCAAAUACACAGAUGAAAGUUGUUCUGACUAUUGAUUCGUCAGGCAUUUGACCAUCCCCCCCUGAGUUUUUGUAGAUCCUAAUUAGAGCACUCUGUUAAGACUUUAUGGAUUUGCUUUUCUGAGUUCCCCGUCGAUGUUUAAAUCCUUAAUCUACCUCCUCUGUCAAUCCAACAGGAACUUGUAAUACUUAUAACUCUUAAAAAUGAGAAUUGAAAUAAUCUCUUUCAAAUUAUGCUAUGAUAAUCUUUUUUAAUUAAGGAAAACUUCUGGGAAGUAGUUGAUUUGUAAUGUUCUUAAAUAUGAAAAUAUUUUAUAUACACUUAUAUUGGGAUUUAUAGUGUGAACAGUGCUCAAACUCUAAGGUAUUACUUAUUUGAGUUUAGAAUGCAUUUUGUGUCUCAUAUUUGAAUAUGGAUGUACCUGAUAUAUUGGGAAGUCACAACACUUAAUACAAAUAGUAAAGUCAUGUAUGUGUAGUAGGAAGACUAUUGAGUAACUAAUUUAAUAUUUUAUUUCAAGAGUAUACACGUUUAUAAUGUUCAAAUCUAUUUUUUUUGUUUCAGUACUUUUCAGUAUUUUGUUUAAUUAAAAAUUUUUUAAGUUGAAGAAUAGUUGACAUACAGUAUUAAUUUUAGGUGUGUAAUAGUAAUUUGAUAUUUACAUACAUUACAAAAUGAUCACUAUUAUGAGUCUAGGUACCAUCUGUCACCAUACAUAGCAUUUAGAAUAUUAUUGACUACCUUCCCUUUGCUGUGUUUUAUAUCCCCAUGACUUACUUAUUUUAUAACUUGAAAUUUGUAUCUUUAAUCCCCUUCACCUGUUUCAUCCAUCCACCCACACCCUUCCGCUCUGGCAAUUACCAGUUUGUUCUCUGUGUCUAAGAGUCUAUUUCUUUGUUUUGUUUGUUUAUUGUUGUGUUAUUUAGAUUCCACAUAUAAAUGAAAUCAUAUAGUA
Mustela lutreola (European mink) is the source of this 4049-nucleotide messenger RNA. RefSeq names its product transmembrane protein 236 (gene TMEM236). The record is from RefSeq and is a predicted model, not a curated record. The coding region runs from base 1615 to 2664 and encodes 349 amino acids. The transcript has 6 exons. NCBI's taxonomy places the organism in Eukaryota, Metazoa, Chordata, Mammalia, Carnivora, Mustelidae.